AUGCCACUUGUGCUCAAGAACUCCUUUUUGUUUGUUGUUAGUGUUUCCGAAUAUUAUACAUGUCAAAUUGGUCUCCGGUUUCAGGGUCUUGUGCACAGAGUAACAAAUCGAUGUGGAGAUGCAUGCCCUUGCAUCCUUGAGAAACAGAGGAAGAUUGUCAAGGAGGAAGAGGAAUUAUGUUGUUUAUGGACAUGUCAAGUGAAGAUUCUAGAGAUUUCAGAGUAUGGAGGUUCUUUUCAAGAGCUGGAUCAGAUGAGACAUUUCUUGGGAAAGUUGGAAUGUCUUGAAACUGUGAAAGUUAGUGUUGUGGACGCAGACAACAACAGCAAGCUCUUGCGAACUAAUCUGCUGUCUCUCCCCAGACUUUCAUCAGAAUGCAACAUACAAUUCAUCUGACAUUUUGUUUUUUACAUGUUAACACAGUAACUUAACAUGAAUGAAUAUGAGAUUAUUAUAUCAGUAAAGUUGGUUACAAUCUC
This is a messenger RNA of Arabidopsis lyrata subsp. lyrata, 479 nucleotides long. Its product is annotated as F-box/LRR-repeat protein At1g48400. The coding region runs from base 1 to 396 and encodes 131 amino acids. NCBI's taxonomy places the organism in Eukaryota, Viridiplantae, Streptophyta, Magnoliopsida, Brassicales, Brassicaceae. The record is from RefSeq and is a predicted model, not a curated record. The transcript has 2 exons.